AUGAAAUAUGGAGGAAUGACAUACCAGUUAGAACGAGGAAAUCAUAUUCGAAAAGAAUGCCUCAAGAAAAAUGUUCCUGGUAUUCUACAUCGUCUUUGGCCAACUUUGAUUUAUGCAUCAACUGCGAUAGGAAGUACAUUUGCUAUAUACAAGAAAGAAAUCCAAUUUUAUUGUGGAACAGAAUUACCUUUAAUUAACCAUAUUCGCUAUGCGGCAAGUGAAGGAUUCUUCGGAAUAUCUGCAAGUAUUCAUACGGAUGAAUACUUCCUAUUGCCAACAUGUGUAUUUUUCGAAUUUAUCAAAGAAGAAGAUAUUGAUCAGAGUCAACCAAAGACUCUUCUUAUAUCAGAGAUCAAACCAGGAAAUCGAUAUGAAUUAGUUUGUACAAAUGAAGCAGGGCUUAUUCGAUAUCGCAUGGGGGAUGUAAUAAAUUGUACAAGAUUCCUUAAUCGGGCAGAUGAUUUAAUUCCAUUACCAUCUGAACCAGAAGAGAUUCCUCGAAUCCCUCUCAUUUCAAUCGCAUACCGUACUGGAAAUCUUUUAGAUAUAUAUGGAGAGAAAACAUGUGAACAACAUAUUAUGAAUGCUAUUAAAUUAGUAGUUAAUCGAUGGAAAGAACAAGGAAUACAUGUUGAUAUUUGUGAUUUUACUUCAUAUACAAAAGUUGAUGUCUCUCCAGCUCAUUAUAUUAUAUUUUUAGAACUGAUGGACGUACAAGGAAACAAAAUUGAUGAUCAACAACUUCGAAUGCUACAGAAUAACGUUAGUUUGGAAGUUGAUCAACAACUUCACAUAACGAAUGAUUAUUAUAAACAAUAUCGUAGUUUAGGAAAACUUGGCUCGCUUUUAUGUAUUAUUGUUCGAAGUGGAACAUUCGCUGAAUUCUUCAACAGAGUAUUAGCGACCGAUCGAGUAAGUCCUGUUCAAAAUAAACCUCGCCGAUUAUUGAACAAUGAAAAACACAUUCAAUUCUUUUAUGACAAUCAAAUUACCACUUUCGAUUCAUAG
Molecule: messenger RNA, 1008 nt
Organism: Rotaria sordida
Lineage: Eukaryota; Metazoa; Rotifera; Eurotatoria; Philodinida; Philodinidae
Source: the annotation of a GenBank genome assembly